CCGUUACAUUACAUUUUUUAGUUGGUCCGAGUUCACGGUUAGAGCUUUUUACAAUUUCAAAAUCAUGUUGAAACGUUUCUUGUCCGUUUCGUUUUUGGCGUUUUUGGCUUUGGCCGCCGACAACGACAACGCACUAUUAUUGUCUGGCGAACGGGAAGCAAAAGCUUGGAACAUGCUGGACGGAUCGAAGCGCUCUUGUAUGGGAUAUAACGGCAAACCAGGAGUGUGUAUGGGCCAAGACCAAUGUUCGGAUAUCAAAGGGAAAACUGUAGGAAGGUGUUUCCCUUUCGAUUCUUGUUGUUCGGCCCAGUUUAACUCUUGCGGCGGAUAUUCGGGUGCGAGCACUUCGUACUUUCAAAAUCCAGAGGCGUUCCAAAACACUUGUACGUAUAAAGUAAACGUCAGGAGGAACGUGUGCCAACUUAGAAUCGACUUUGAAAGAUUUUCGCUGAGUCAACCGACCAGGCCCGACAACAGCUCGGCGUAUCAAUGCGAAACCGACCAAUUUACUUUGGUCGUCAACGACAACACCAAAAUUUCCGUGCCCGUUUUGUGCGGCGAAAACACCGGUCAACAUGUUUACGUGCCGAUCGAACAAAAGUGGACGACGUCAGACCUGAACAACAAUAACAACAGAGAUAAAUCGCACGUGACUCUCAAGUUCCAGCUGACCGCCCGAGACGAGGACAGCGUCGAUCCGGAACCGUCGUGGAAACUUAAGAUAUCGCAGUUGGAAUGCCAACCGAAUUCGAUGAACUGGUGGAAGAUCAAGGAAAUAGCGCGCCAAGUCUGGGACUGGGACGACGAAGAAGACAAAGACGCGUCCAGACCCAAGUACAGUCCGGCCCCCGACGGAUGUCUGCAAUACUUCACCGACAAAACCGGUACGUUUGAAAGCUUCAACUACAACAAAGGAAUGGGACACUACAUGGGUGAUUUGAAUUAUGCGGUUUGCUUCAAACGGUAUUCGGAUACUUGCGGUAUAAGGUUCAAGCCGGUGAAAUUCCAAUUAGCCUACAACGGUAAACAGGCGAAUGCUAUGGAUCGCGACUGCGACACAAUGGUCACGGCUGAUCCAGUUACAACAGUAGCUCCUUCUACAGCUGCUCCUUCUACAGCGGCUCCGUCUACAGCUGGUCCUUCUACAGCUGCUCCUUCCGGUAGGUCAGAAAGAAGAUGGGCCAGAGCUGCGGCCGAUGCCAACGAAGACGGAGUGUCCAAAGAUUACUUGCUUAUACCGGACGGUCGAACGUCCACCGGAUUGUACGGAUCCAAGUACUGCGACAGCUUGUCGAGCAGCACCACAGUGACAGUCAAAUCGCAAGGGCCCUUGGCAGUGUCGUUUGUGAGCGAUAACAUCGUUGAUCCCGCAGUGGACGUCGAAAAAGGAUUCAAAAUCGGUUAUUCGUUGAUCAACUCGGGUUGUUGAGGUGCCACGUCCCCGGUCGACUAUUUAUUUAUUUAUUUUAAACGCACAUAAGCGGUUAUUUUUUGUACAACUAGAAUAAUGCGACCUAUUAUAUUUUACACAAAACCUUCUGUUUAUGAGCGGCAAAAUUAAAAAAAAAAAAAAAUGUUUUUUAUGAGUUUUAUUUAAAACGUUUCUCUUGUAAUACUAGAGAACAUAUUUAUUAAAUAAUAUAUUAAUUCAUUUAUAGUAUA
This is a messenger RNA of Adelges cooleyi (spruce gall adelgid), 1662 nucleotides long. RefSeq lists its product as uncharacterized. Lineage: Eukaryota; Metazoa; Arthropoda; Insecta; Hemiptera; Adelgidae. The transcript is spliced from 8 exons. Bases 65 to 1429 code for a protein of 454 amino acids. The record is from RefSeq and is a predicted model, not a curated record.